AUGGCGUCACCUGUCCAGGCAGUCGAAAUGACUAGCGAUGACUCCGAUCAAUUCUCUGCGUUCAGGUCUCCACAGAUCAAAAGUCGAAGCCCCUCGCCGGAAUAUGACCCCAAAGCCGGCGAAAACAGACUGCGCCCGGCCGGAGACAUCAUCAAUCGGAUCACAUGGGACCCAGCAUUCGAGCGUCACGACUAUGUGAUUGGCUUUGUGGAUCGAUUUGAAGGUCAACUGGAGGUCGGCAUGGAUAGUUGGAAGAAGGAGACCACCCAUGAGGAAUUCAUCCCCCAACACCGAGUGCUCUAUAUACGACAUAUCCACGGGGAAAUCGUAUGGGACCGGAGGAGACGAAUUGACAAGAUUUUCAAGAGCGGAAAUUCGGCGUUCAGCGAACUUGCCUUUCUUGCAUGA
Penicillium nucicola is the source of this 408-nucleotide messenger RNA. Its product is annotated as DUF504 domain-containing protein. The record is from RefSeq and is a predicted model, not a curated record. Bases 1 to 408 code for a protein of 135 amino acids. Lineage: Eukaryota; Fungi; Ascomycota; Eurotiomycetes; Eurotiales; Aspergillaceae. The transcript is spliced from 2 exons.